Molecule: messenger RNA, 2446 nt
Organism: Entelurus aequoreus (snake pipefish)
Lineage: Eukaryota; Metazoa; Chordata; Actinopteri; Syngnathiformes; Syngnathidae
Product: zinc finger protein 2-like
Exons: 2
Coding region: 152-1645 (497 amino acids)
Biological process (GO): negative regulation of transcription by RNA polymerase II; regulation of cytokine production; regulation of immune system process
Source: RefSeq, a predicted model, not a curated record
GACUGGGCCACUGCGGCGUCUUAAAGACGUUUCUACGAUCCACCCGCCAUAUAUAUUCUCAAAGAUUCGUCUUUUUGAAGACCACGGAACGCAGGUUGAGUUUUCAGCGGUGGAGUGUUACCUGAAGUGAAGAUUGAAGACGUGAUAGAAGAUGGACGACUACUGCUAUGCUAAGAUGGCGACGUCCGCUAAAAGAGAACAUGAAAGAGAAUCAGCGCCACCAACUUCCAGCAAAUCACCAACGGAGAUAAACACGAAAGAUGAAGAUAAAAUUGAGCGAGUUAAAGUUUCCAACAACAUAAUUUUGGAGACUAUCGUAAGCCCUGAAAAGAGCGUCGAUGAGAAAUUAGCCGAAUAUGUUGAAGAAUGUAAAGAAAGAGCCGCCAUGAUUGUUAGCUUGAAGAAGGCAGUGGAGUUCACAUCAGAGGAGAUGAAAGAAUGCAAAAGUCAAAUAAAGAAACUGGAAGAGCAAAACAAGCGCUUGUGUAAAGAAAAUAAUGAUUUGAAAGAAGAGCUGUUGGGGAAGAGUAAGAGAUGUGCAGUGUGUGAAGAGAAGACUGGACCACAUGUUUACAUCAACGUGCAGAGGAUUGGAGACGUCCAGCAGCUGAUCGGUAAUCCAGAAGAAGUUUCCCCUCAGUUAGGGGGGAGCUCCACUUUGAAGCAGGAGACUCCACAACCACCCUGCAUUAAAAAGGAAGAGGAAGAACUCUGCAUCACUCAGGAGGGAGAGUGUCUUCUAGGACGAGAGGAAGCUGAUUACACCAAGUUUCCACUGAGUAUUCUCUCUGUGAAGACUGAAGAUGAUGAAGAGAAACCACAAGUAAACAACCUCUUAGCUCCACUAUCAGAUCGUGAGGCUAAAGACGAGGUUGAAGAACCUUUGAGCAGCGAUACAGACUGUGAAGGUGAUAUGAGGACUCACACUGACAACAAACACUCUGAAUGCUCUACAAAGAAGAGAGGUAAAACAUGUUUGAGCUGCUCAGUGUGUGCUGAAAGUUUUACUAAAAAGAGCAGUUUGACUGAACACAUGAGAACACACUCAGGUGAAAAAACAUUUAAGUGUUCAGUUUGUGGCAAAAGCUUUUCUCAAAAUAGCUCUUUGACUCGACACAAGAGAACACACACAGGAGAAAGAACAUGUGAUUGUUCAGUUUGUGGCAAAAGCUUUUCUCGAAAUAGCUCUUUGACUCAACACAUGAGAACACACAGAGGAGAAAAACCAUGUAAUUGUUCAGUUUGUGGCAGAAGCUUUUCUCAAAAUAGCAAUUUGACUCGACACAUGAGAACACACAAAGGAGAAAAAACAUGUAAUUGUUCAGUUUGUGGCAAAAGUUUUUCUCGAAAUAGCAAUUUGACUCAACACAUGAGAAUGCACAAAGGAGAAAAACCAUGUAAAUGUUCAGUGUGUGGCAAACGCUUUUCUGUAAAGAGAACAUUGACUCACCACAUGAGAACACACACUGGACCAAAACCAUUUAAUUGUUCAGUUUGUGGUACAAGCUUUUCUUAUAACAGCUCUUUAUGUCGACACAUGAGAACACACGCUGGAGGAAAACCAUUGAGUUGUUCAGUGUGCUGUAAAAGGUUCACACAUAAUGCAGACGUAGUAAAACACAUAAAAACACACACUGGAAAAUAACCAAUUAGCUGUUUAGUUUGUGGUAUGUUGCUCAUAUGUGGUGACAUCCACCCUACCCAGGACCCUCCCAAAUGUAAAGAAAGUGAACAGUGUGUGAUUUACUGCAAUACUGUCGUCUUUUAAGUUUUCAUUUGUGCUUUGUUGAAAUUGUUCACACAUAGCACUGCUUUUAUUUUUCUAUCAAUACACAUUAUGCCUAGAAGACAGGAAGUAACUCAACACUUUUGAAUAGUUUCUACCUCAGUUUGUAUGGUUUGUUGAGUUAGCACAGGAUUAAUAUGUGGAAAUGACAAAUGAGGUACUUGAUACAUAAAAUAGUUUUUAGUAGAGAUGUUUGAUAAUGGCUUUUUUGCCGAUAUCCGAUAUUCCCCAACUCUUAAUUACAGAUACCGAUAUCAACCGAUACCAGUUGUGGAAUUAACACAUUAUGCCUAAUUUUGUUGUGAUGCCCCGCUGGAUGCAUUAAACAAUGUAACAAGGUUUUCCAAAAUAAAUCAACUCCAGUUAUGGAAAAAAGUGCCAACAUGGCACUGCCAUAUUUAUUAUUGAAGUCACAAAGUGCAUUAUUUUUUUAACAUGCGUCAAAACAGCAGCUUGGAAUUUGGGACAUGCUCUCCCUGAGAUAAUCCUGAUACCCACUACAACUAUGGGAAACACUGUAUAACUUUGACAUUCACAAAGGGCUUUUUUUAAAAAAAAACAUGCCUCAAAACAACAGCUACAAAAACAAUGAAGGCACACAGCUUCAGUCCAGAGUAUACUAUAAACUGGGCUUAAUCUGCCCUGUUCUUAACGUAUUCA